Molecule: messenger RNA, 2865 nt
Organism: Dufourea novaeangliae
Lineage: Eukaryota; Metazoa; Arthropoda; Insecta; Hymenoptera; Halictidae
Product: cytoplasmic aconitate hydratase-like
Exons: 14
Biological process (GO): tricarboxylic acid cycle; citrate metabolic process
Cellular component (GO): cytosol; mitochondrion
Molecular function (GO): 4 iron, 4 sulfur cluster binding; aconitate hydratase activity
Source: RefSeq, a predicted model, not a curated record
UUAGAAGAAAAUCCAUAUAACCACCUGCUCAAAUCAAUUACGAUUGGGUCCAAAGAGUAUAAGUACUAUGACAUCAGCAGCUUUGGAAAAAAAUAUGACAGGUUGCCCUUUUCCGUUAGAGUACUCCUGGAGAGUGCAAUCAGAAAUUGUGACAAUUUUCAAGUGAAAACAGCCGAUGUAGAAAAGAUCUUGAAUUGGGAAACAAAUCAGAGCUUGGAAGAUGGAGCAGAGAUAUCUUUUAAACCCUCCAGGGUGAUAUUGCAGGAUUUUACUGGAGUACCAGCAGUGGUGGAUUUUGCAUCUAUGAGAGAUGCAGUUAAAAGAUUAGGCUCUGAUCCAGAUAAGAUAAACCCCAUCUGUCCAUCAGAUCUUGUUAUUGAUCACUCGAUACAAGUUGAUUUUAUUAGAAGCAAUGAUGCUCUAAAAAAGAAUGAGGAACUCGAAUUCGAAAGGAACAAGGAAAGAUUUAUGUUCCUAAAGUGGGGAGCCAAGGCAUUCGAAAAUAUGCUAAUCGUUCCACCAGGAAGUGGAAUAGUACAUCAAGUGAAUUUAGAAUACUUAGCUAGAGUUGUUUUCGAUACAAAUAGUCUGCUCUACCCUGACAGCGUUGUCGGAACAGAUUCUCAUACAACCAUGAUCAAUGGUCUUGGUGUACUUGGUUGGGGUGUAGGAGGAAUUGAAGCUGAAGCAGUCAUGUUAGGGCAAGCAAUAUCUAUGUUAGUACCAAAAGUUGUAGGAUACAGAUUAGAUGGUAUCUUAAAUCAGUAUGUUACUUCAACCGAUCUUGUUCUUACAAUUACAAAGAAUCUACGUCAAGUUGGAGUAGUUGGAAAAUUUGUAGAAUUUUUCGGGCCCGGUGUGUCUCAGCUAAGCAUCGCGGAUCGUGCCACAAUAUCGAAUAUGUGUCCAGAGUAUGGAGCUACAGUUGGAUUCUUCCCAGUUGAUCAGCAAAGUUUAGCAUAUCUGAGGCAAACAGGACGAUCCGAAGACCAUAUUACCAGAAUAGAAAAAUAUCUCACCGUCAUCCGUAUGUUGAGGAAUUACGACGAAGAAAGCCAAAAUCCUAUCUUUUCCGAAGUGGUUACUCUAGACCUAGGAACUGUCGUUUCCAGCGUUAGUGGUCCAAAGAGGCCUCACGACCGUGUCUCCGUUGUGGACAUGAAAACAGACUUCAGGAACUGUCUUACUAAUAAGGUAGGAUUCAAGGGAUACGGCUUAAGCUCUGAAAAGGUGGAUUCCGUGGGUAUGUUCGAAUACGAGGGCAAGGAUUACAAAUUGAGGCAAGGCUCGGUGGUCAUCGCUGCAAUUACUAGCUGUACUAAUACUAGCAAUCCCAGCGUUAUGCUUGGAGCAGGUCUCCUAGCGAAGAAUGCUGUCGAGGCUGGUUUAACCGUCGCGCCUUAUAUAAAAACGUCUUUGUCUCCGGGAUCAGGCGUCGUCACUUAUUACCUGCAGGAGAGCGGAGUGAUUCCAUACCUGACGAAAUUGGGAUUCGACAUUGUCGGCUAUGGGUGUAUGACCUGCAUCGGUAACAGCGGUCCUCUUCCCGACGUUAUUGUCGAGACUAUUGAGAAAAACGAACUCAUAUGUUGCGGCGUACUUUCCGGCAAUCGGAAUUUCGAGGGUCGAAUUCACCCUAACACAAGAGCAAAUUAUUUGGCGUCACCGCUCUUAGUAAUCGCUUACGCCAUCGCUGGCACGGUGGACAUAGAUUUCCAAACGGAACCGCUUGGUCGCCGGGCGGAUGGCAGUCCAAUAUAUCUUCAAGAUAUCUGGCCCACCAGAACGGAUAUCCAAACGGUGGAACAGAAACACGUAAUCCCAGCUAUGUUUAAAGAAGUUUACAGGAAGAUAGAGAAGGGUAGCUCGAACUGGGCAAAUCUGGUGGCCCCCGAUGGCAAAUUGUAUCCGUGGGAUUCCACUUCCACGUAUAUCAAGAAUCCACCAUAUUUUGAUGAUUUACAAAAGGAAUUACCGAAAAUAAAUCCGGUGAGCAAAGCACGCGUUCUUCUGAAUCUCGGCGAUUCUGUUACGACGGAUCAUAUCAGUCCAGCUGGUAGUAUUGCUCGUAACUCUCCAGCAGCUCGAUACCUUGCGAAUCGUGGAUUGACACCGAAAGAAUUCAAUUCCUAUGGAUCCCGUAGAGGUAACGACGCUGUAAUGGCGCGGGGCACGUUCGCAAACAUCCGUCUGGUGAAUAAAUUCAUCGGAAAACCCGGACCACGUACAGUUUACAUUCCCACUAACGAAGAAAUGGACGUUUUCGACGCAGCCGAAAAGUAUGUGAAAGAUCAGACACCUUUAAUUAUCCUUGUCGGUAAAGAGUACGGAUCUGGAUCUUCGAGAGAUUGGGCCGCGAAGGGUCCUUAUCUUCUUGGAAUUAGAGCAGUUAUAGCUGAGUCUUAUGAAAGAAUACAUAGGUCAAAUUUAGUAGGUAUGGGUAUUAUUCCGCUGCAAUACCUACCUGGACAAAAUGCGGAGUCCCUCGAAUUGACCGGGUACGAGGUAUACGACAUAGCCGUACCUGAUAAUUGUCAGCCUGGCCAGAAAAUCACCGUUACAACAGAUAAUGGGAAAAAGUUCGAAGUGAUUGUACGGUUCGACACGGAGGUUGAUUUAACGUAUUUCAGACACGGCGGUAUUCUAAACUAUAUGAUUAGAAAAAUGCUUUGAUAGAUAUCGGACAGGCAGACGAGAUCUAAAUUACUAUAUUGCAAAAUGUUACUUAAUGCAAUACUUAACUUUGGGUUUGGACUUGCCAGCAUAGAAUGUUUAAAUGUAUAUUCAUAUCUUUUUAUUCAUAGUAAAUGAAGUGAAAUUAUAACGAAUACGAUACUGCUUCUUCAUUAUUAAAUAUUACAGAGG